Messenger RNA from Porites lobata, 10836 nucleotides. The record is from the annotation of a GenBank genome assembly. Lineage: Eukaryota; Metazoa; Cnidaria; Anthozoa; Scleractinia; Poritidae.
AUGGCAAACAAUAAGUACAGAAAUGUUACCAGCACUGAACACUCAGGAAGCGUGAGCUUUUUCUCAUCUCUAUUUUUCCAAUGGAUCAACAUUCUAAUAAAGACAGGGAAUGAAAGAGCUGUUGAUAAAAAUGAUCUUUUACCUCUUAAAGAAGAAAACACUACUCGGUUUUUGACAGAAGAGUUUCAGGCAAAAUGGACCGAGGAAACAGCUAACAGCAGAAUACAGGAUGUCAAACCAAAACUUUGGAAAAGUGUAUUUAAGAUGCUAACGGCGAAGGACUCAGUAAUCCUGAUUACAGCUGGCAUUAUAAAAACAAUUUGCCGCAUUCUCCAGCCACUGCUUCUUGGAUACCUUAUAAAAUCUCUGAUGAUUACAAGGCUACAACACAAUUACUUUCUCUACGGAUGUGCUUCCGCAUUGGGGAUAAAUGAAUUGAUCUGUUCUCUUAGCAUGCACCAAUUUGACUACCGAUGUGACGUGUUUGGAAUCAGAAUCAGCAGCGCCCUUAAAGGAUUAGUCUAUAUGAAGGUAAAUUAUUAAAAGAAUUAAGAUAAAAUCCAUUAGGAAAUUGAGUAAUUUCAAUUUUCAGUGGACAAAAACCUUGUACCAGAAUAAUUUCAAGCUUAUUGCAUUCUUUUUCACACUUUUCAAGGGCUAUAAAUGUAAUAAGUUGUACAUGAAAUAACUCCGAUGAAAACGUUGUUGGAGCCCGAGAAGACAAACUUCAAAAGCCUUAAAUUUCCAAAAAAAUGAAAUCUUAUGCAUGACGAUUUUACUUGUGUUUUCCCAAUUCCUGUGAAAUUUGAAAUGUAUUUUCUCGGGCUCCGGUAAGAAAUUGUCUUUGGUGUCAUUACAGAUAACUAAUUACAUCUAAGGCCUUAGGUUCUGGUACAAGGUUUUUGUCCACUGAAAAUUACAAAUUUAAAAGUGGAUUCUGUCUUAAUUCAAGAUGUCAGGUGGCCCGAACUUAAAGGUAAAUCAAAGGUUACCUUAAAAACACUUAUCUGUUAGCGAUGGCGGAAAAAGUGAAAAAAAAACGAAUGAUUUUUAUUAGCUUCUAUUUACCAACGCUUGUUCUCAAGAUAGCUUGUCCUUAAAACGAAUAAACUUAACAAAAAAAAAAAACAAGAGAACAAGAGUAUAGUUUUUAUAGUUACUAUGACAAGGACAGAAAAACAACAAUAAAAGACAGCUACUAACCUUUUGUAUGGGAUUUCAUGAAGAGGUCCUGGGAAAAGAAAAGAAAAAUUGAUUCUUUUUAUGGUGGCUCCAUGGGGCUUUUUAGGGACAAUACUUAUCAAGUUUAAGUAUUAAGUAAAUCGCCAUUGACAAAGAUUUGGGAAAAUGACUACCAUACCUGUAUUAGAUAAAGAUGAAAAUUUCUGGUCAUUAGUGUUACAAUGACAUCGGAUUGUCUGUAGCAACGAAAUGACGUCAUUACCUAUGUUACUUGCAGCUUUAUUUCUCGGCACUGAGAGGCUUUUUCUCCAAAAUCGUUCACGGCAGCGUUUUUCUCCAAUAGCUGCCUCGAUGUUCGUGAAGUUUGAGUGUUUUGUUGGGUACUGAUGUUCACAUGAAAAUGAAUCUUGGAGAAAAUACCCUGAAUAAUGAGACACUGUCACUAGUAAACACGAAAUUUCGAACAAGAAAUUAGAGCAUUGUAGCCCUUAUUAUAUUACCUUACAAGUUGUCAAUGAUCUUGAAACUAAAAGGUAUAUAAAAGGACGGUUAAUCACGAGAAUCUCGAAAUCUUAAAAUUAUGUAUGGAACCAUUCCAAAAUUGUUCGCUCAUUUGUUAAAGUAAACCAAACUAUUUACGCUAACAAGAGCACCUCAAUGAAGGCUAAUCAAAUCCUGCUUUCUUGAGAUAGGCUAAAGCUAUCCCAGUGAUCUUUUCAAGCAGGUUUUACUAUUAGGUAAAAUUGCAUUUCAAGAGCGCUUCGUUUUCUAAAGAGAACGGCCGAACAUCAAGAUUGUCCAGAAUUUGCUGAAUUUCUGAUCAUAAAUUUAUCCCAAAAAUAUCUCGAUAACCCUGUCAUAGGUUUCGCUCAAACUUCGAGAAAAUUGAGGCAGCUAUUGGAAGAAAAAGCACCCGUGAAAGAUUUUAGAAAACCCUUCCCAGUGUCAAGAAAUACAGCUCUAAGUAAAAUAGGUAAUGACGUCAUUUCGUUGCUAUGAGGCUCCGAUGUCAUUGCAACGCUGAUCAUAAAAAAAAUUUCAUCUUUGUUUUAUAAAGCUGUGGUGGUCAUUGUUCAAGUCUUUGCUUAUGGCAACGUAGUUUAUGUACAGACCUGGGAGGUAAUGUCCCUGAAAAAAAACCCUCGAGCCACCUAAAAUUAUUAGAACAUUCGAACUGAAGAUGACAACAAAUGUCAAAGUAAACACUUCCAAAGUUUUCAUUAGAAUAGAUAAUGACUAUCAUCAUCAUCACCACCACCAUCACCAUCAUCAUCAUUAAAAUAAUCUUUUUAAUAACCCUCAACAUCAUCAUCGUCGUUUUCAUCGUCGUCGUCAUCAUCAUCACCAUCAUCAUCAUCAUCAGUCCUUUUCGUGCCCAAAGACACAUACGUGGCGAAAUAAUCAAAAGACCAUUCUCUGGAUUUUAAUUAUCGAUAUACUGUCAUAAAAGUUGUUAAAACGGAGCUCUUCUUGCUAGCGACGACCUUAUGUAAAGAUACAUUCAUCAACUUUGUGCUUUUUUGCAGACCCUUCUUCUCAGCAAGGAUUCAUUGCUUAGGUUUUCAUCCGGUCGAGUUAUUGAUCUCGUAUCAAACGAUGUUCAGCGAAUUGAGGGCGAUACUUUCCAGUUGUUUUUUGAGGGAGCUCGAUCUCUUAUGGAGCUCGUAAUCGUAACAUUUUUACUUGUCAACCUAAUCGGAUGGCAGGUUGUGAUGGGAAUCCUUUUACUGUGUAUGCUGAUGCCAUAUUUCGCUGGAUUUUCCUAUGCUGGAGCUGUACUGCGCCUGCGUACAGCAGCGGUUUCUGAUCACCGGAUCACCUUGAUCAAGGAGGUUGUUACUGGGAUCCGGGCCAUCAAAACCAAUGCAUGGGAGGAUGAAUAUAGAGAAAAGAUAAAAAACGUGCGAAGGUAAGGAAACUUUAAAACAAUACACAAACAAAAACACAAACAAACAAACUUUAUUUACCAUAUACUAACGUUACAAAACAAUUACCUGGUUAGAUUGUCCAGGAAGGAACUAAAGCGACUUGUUUCAAACACAGUUACACAUGCAAAAAUAUUGCUUUUUUGGGCACAAAAAUAUUUUUUGCGCCCAAUAAGAGAAAAGCAUUUGAAUGAGUCGUGGAACUCGUUCGUUAAGAGCAGCAUCCCAGAGGGUCUUUCUCCUGUUCUUUAAAAUUUUCGCAGCCAUUUUUCGCGACCAACAGACCGCUCCUGGGUCUCCGAGGAUGUUGUGGUCGUUGUUCAGAAAGUGGUCUUCUGUUGGUAACGUUUUGUGCCGCUUAAGCCCUUCUACAAGGUCUGGGCAUUGUCUCGCUGUGCACGUUAUUGGCGUCAAAGUACAGGAUUUAACUAUAGCUUUUUGUGAUAAUUUUCUGACCUCCGACACUCCAAGGAGAUACCAGCACGGAUUCCAUUUUCGACAAAAAGGUGCAUGCAAUCUCCAGCUUAAUGUUCGCGCUACAAAACGUUUUCUCCUGCGACAACUUGUACGGGUGCUCUCCUUUUCUCACCAGCAACUCGAGCAUUUCUUUGCUGGACUCGUACUGAUUCAGAAUGUCAUCCUUUUUGAGGAUGUCCCUUUGGAUUUGUCGCUAAUUGCACUCAAACGAAUUUUCGAGCCUUUUGUGCAUCAGCUAACAAUUUUCCAUAAAAUGGAGGUUUCCCAGCGAAAACGUUAUGUAUGCUCCAUAUUGUUUGCAAUGUAGUUCUCGUCAUUUUUCCCAAUUUCCUGUAAGGCGUGUUGCGCGUCUAAAUUUUAGAGGUUGUGGAAAAAUUCCUGGGAUUUUUGUCUUUUCUGGGCUGAGCAUAAAACGCGUCAUGUUGCAAUACUCCUGUAUCGGUUCGCGUAGUUUAAAAAUAUUCUGCAAGCAGUAUUUAAAUGGAUAAUACGGGUCACAACGUUCGAAAUCAAAGGUAAAGCGUGGGCAAGUAUCAGCAGUGGGUGGAAUCCCCAUCUUAGAAACAUCUCCAUACUGCUACUAAAGAAAUUUAGCAAAUGUUGUGAUACUUCCUUCCUUUUUUAUUUAUAGCGAUGAAAUCAAUUUGAUCGGUAAGAAGAGCGCUCUUAUGUCGGGCGUUGCUGCUCUCCAAUACAUUUCAUCACCAAUGGCGACUUUUGUGACUGUCAUAACUCUUGUACUAACUGGUCAGCCCCUGACACCACUUAACGUCUUCACGUUACUCUCCUUUAUUAAUCUGCUGAGAUUGAGCUUUUGUGGGGACCUGUCCUAUGCAUUCAUCCAAUCCUAUGACGCUUAUGUUUCACUGAAACGAAUACGAGACUUUCUUCUGUUGAACAACCUUGAAUCAAAUAACACCAGGAUGUAUCAACAGGAAGGAGCAGAAAAAUUCUUACCUCACAAGUUAACAGAUCCUCCACAAACUAAUAUCUUAAGCGUGACAAAUUUUACUCAGCAAAGGCGACAGAUCAGCCUAGACGACGAGUUAGUGCUGCAAGAUAUAAACUUCACAGUUGAAAAAGGAAAUUUAACAGUUAUAACCGGGCCAGUUGGCAGUGGCAAAUCUACUCUUCUGUCAGCAAUUGCAGGUGAGAUACCAGACCAGAACUGGGCCAUAACCUACAAUGGAACUGUUGUUUAUGUGCCACAGAUUCCCUAGAUAUUCUCUGGAACUAUUAGAGAAAACGUUUUGUUUGGUGAACAGUACGAGGAAGCUAAGUACAACAGAGUCAUUGAAGCAUGUGCUUUAACUCAAGACAUCGAGAAGUUUCCAGACUGUGACCAAACGAUCGUUGGAGAGCGGGGCGUGGUGCUUAGUGGAGGCCAGCGGGCGAGAGUAAGCUUAGCACGAGCAGUCUACGCCGAAGGAGAGCUUUACUUGUUGGAUGAUCCCUUAAGUGCUGUAGACUUUAAAGUUGCUCAGCACAUUUAUAGGGAAUGCAUAAAAGGCUUACUCGGACAGAAAACCCGAUUAAUAACUUCCCAUCAAGAACGGGUCAUGCGAGAAGCCGAUGACGUUAUUCCAUUAUAUAAAGGCCGAAUGUUGGGUAAGGGAAGUUUCACUGAGCUAAAAGACAGUGGUAUCCUGAAUACAACUGUUGAAUCAAUUGAUGAGAAAGAAAACGAAUCGGAUUAUAUUGUUGGUCAGAAAAGUGAAGACGAAGAUCACAUUCCUGACAUGAGUGGUAGACCUGUACCAAGGGAAGAGCAGGGUCUCCCUUUAUCAAAAGAAGAUCAAGCCAUCGGAGCGGUAUCCGCAAGGCUCUACUGGAACUACUUUAGAAGUGGAGUACCUUUGCUGGCAAUAAUCACAGCAAUCUGCUUGUUUCUCAUUAGUCAAGGUGAGGCCUUACGAUUACCUAAAUUAUACAGUAUCACCUCACGGGAAAAACUAAGAUUUUCACUUAUUAUUAUGUUCAUAAUUAUUCAUAGUAUUAUUCAUAUUCGUUUCUGAUAAGCUCCAAUCCCCCAGAUAAUUCUUUUUAGUAAAAUCCAACUAAUGGUCUUUUAUCAAUGCUGCGUUCUGAUUGGUUGAGCUACUACUACGCUAUAUGUUAUAGUCCCCUAGUAGCGAAAAGCGCGGGCUUUAUGGCGGCAAAAAAAGGAUUUAAGUCUAGCUUUAACUAGCUAAAAAAUUUUUAUUCUCGAUAUUUUUGACCAACUAGUUGGAUUUUACUAAAACAAUUAUUCCUCUCGCCCUCAUGGCCUCUGAGUCAAUGGCCCAUUCGGCCUUCGGCCUCUCAGAGCCCAUUCGGACUCGAGGAAUAAUUGUUAAAUAACUACCCGGUGGUUAUUUGCUAAAAGAUGUAGGUAAUAUACAACCGAUACGUCUACGCCAAAAAAAUAGUUCGGUGGAGGUCUUCUACAUUUUGAGGAUUUUCUACAGCAAAAAAUAAACCGUGCCGAGAAACGAGGAAAGUUUUUGAAGAGAUUCCACGAAGAGGUAAGGUUGUUAAGAAAAUAAAAAUAUUUCAGUGAAUAAUAGACCAAUUAUUGAAUUCAGCUUUCAUAUAUCAUAAACCGUCCUUAGCCUUCGGCCUCGAUGGAUAACGCCCGCCUUAAUCUGAAUUUUUUUUUACAUCAUACUCAGCCUCAUUCCAUAAUGUUAAGAACUCGCUAAGGGUGAUAAUAUGACUUCGAAUGGACAUCCGUACUUUAAUUUUGACGGAUGUGCUUGAAACAGAUUCUAGAAAGUCAGUUUAUUAUUGCAUUUUACAAAAAUAAAAGUAGCUCAACCACCUUUCUUUUCGUACAAUCAAAUCGUCCGACUCUGCAUCGUCUGUGAAGAAACAUAUCCUUAGCCAAAAUGUCUUUUCUUUUUAGGGGUUACCUAGCGAGGUGAAAAUGAGUAAGUGUCCAUGACUGGCGCUGGCUAUGCACCGAAGUGAACCCAUUGUAAUUAAAUGUCCGCGUAAAAACUAAGUGAUGUGUGACGGCUGUUAUGAAAGUGCAGACUGCUCUGUCAAAAAUGCAAGAUUGGUUUUAUUGUCAAACUCCGACAGAUGUAAUUAGAAUUUCCCCUCACUAAUAAGAAAAGUUUUGAAUAAGAAUAAGAUUUUGCCUUUGCAUUAUGGCUAAGCUGUCAUCGUAAAAUGUUUCCAUGGCGACAGUGUUGCUCACUUACAGUAGCGUCGUUAUGAGAUCGUCGCCUGAUUUGAGCAGUAAAACACUCCAAAAGGAGUGACUGAUAACUAAAAAAGACUGUUAACUACCAGGAUUAUAGCAAAAACGCAAAGUAAAAGAAAGGCAGAGGGAGGGAUGGCAUCUAACCUCGCCUAAGAACAAGAUAAUGAUGACUCGUGGAAGAACCAGCAGAUCUAUACUCGCACAAUAGUACGGAAGGGAGAGCAAAAACAAGGUGCGAACCGAUAGAAUUGUGUUUUUGCUAUGAUAUAUCCUAUUUUGCAAAGAGAGAAAUUAUCUUGGACAGUCUGUGAUGAGCUCUUCAAAAUAUAAUGAGGGUAUCAUGUUUAUGUAUUUAAGUAAUUAUGAAAUAUUGAAUGGCGCUGAGUAUGAUAAAGAAAACUAUGCCUGUCGGGGAGGGUGUUAUGCAACGAGGUCCAAGGCGGAAUAAGGGGAUGACAGCCUCCGGGAACUACACAUCUCCAUAUCAUACAAAAGCCUAUCAUUAUUUUCCUGAUAUUAUGUUUAGCAAUCAUGGUAUACUGCGAUGUGUGGCUGUCACGUCUGACAAAGAAACGUCCAGGAGAUCAAACGAAUGAGUCAGACCUCAUCAUCUAUGGCUCCCUUGUAGGGGCUUCUUUCAUAUUUCUCUUCAUUCGAGCAUUUGGCUUCUAUCUGCUAUCUUUACGAUGUUCUGAGUGUCUUCAUGAUAGAAUGGUGGGGGCUAUACUUCAAGCACCGGUCUUUUUCUUUGAUUCAAAUCCCAUGGGAAGAAUGAUGAAUCGGUUUUCUAAAGAUAUUGGAGCCAUGGAUGAAGUACUACCCAAAACGUUUCUGAGAGCAAUGCAAAGGACCUUGCUGAUGUUCACCUCAAUUCUUCUACCAACUGUUAUAAACCCUUGGCUUCUGUUUGCUGUUAUGCCAAUAGCUGUGUUAGCAGGACUUGUUUCAAGAUAUUACUUAAAGACGUCAAGAGAACUAAAAAGAUUGGAGUCGAUUAAUCGCAGCCCUGUCUAUUCUCAUUUUUCGGAAACCCUCGAUGGACUGGAAACGAUUCGGACAAGAAACAGGGAAGGAAAUUUCAUGGAUGCGUUUUGCAGGUAUGUUACGCUUAAUGCAGUUUAAUCUUUUUUUAAUUAUCUAAGUUUAUGACCCCGAGUUAAAUGAGUACAUGAUUUAAGCUUACUCUGUAGGGGAUAAAGUGAGUGCACGAAUCCUUUUUAAAAUUUAAUCCCCCCAUGCCAAUAACAGGACAUUCUUGGACUUAGUUCAUAUACAAUAAUGUUACAACACUAUCCCGAUGUAGUCAAGAGUACCCCUGUUAAAACGACCGAUCUCUGCAUUCUCUUGGCCGGCAUUUUGGUAUGUAGGUCUUCAAUUUAACAAAUUGACGCCAGCUUGACGACAGACAAAUAAAAAACUGGCGUUAAUUUGUUUUUACACAAUAACAAAAGCGCGAAAAAGUCAAAUUUGCCGAUAAAAAUGAAGAAAACAAAACAAAGUUAUGACUUUUGUAAACUAGCGCAAUGUUAAUUGUCAAUAAUUUUUCUCGCUUGUUGAUUGGCUACCGAAGACAAGCAACGGAGUUUCAUUGGUUAAAAAUUUAACAGGUUGAGUCACGCCACUGCCCUGCAUAAAUUAGGAAUUUAUUGUUUUCCAAACUUCUAUUCAGAACAAGAAUGAAGUCAGCGAUGUUUAUUGUGUCGAAAAAUGGAAGCAUUUUAGGGUAUCAUAAAGUCAUAAACUAAGCCCACGGUUAAAAAUUAUUCCAAGGAAACGGAUUUUGGAGCCGCCGUUAAAAUAACCGAACAAAUCGAAGCGAUGUACGGUGGAGCGAGUAGCCAAGCAGUUUUGAAAAGUUGCUAACCGAACAGUACAAACAGAAAUCGUGUCACUGUUCUUUACUUCAGUUCAAGUCUUGUUUUUCGUUCUGAACACUUUUCAGCAAUAUGAACUGCGUUUAAUCAAACCAAAAGGGGGGUUUUACACGCAUGUAGUCUUCAAUUCAACUUACCAGGUGUUUACAAAAAGUUUCAUAAGGAUUUUUUUAAAAAGUUUGUUUUCCUUUCGGUACAAAGAAACUGAAAAACAAUCAGUACUUUUCGAAAGAAAACUACCGUGAUUAAUGUCUUUAUUUUGAAUAAACUAGACUUUCAGAAUUGUUUUCUUACAAUUUUUAACUUCAAAAACAUGUAUGAAUGUUAAAAGCUUAUCUGAAUCCGGCGCAGUUUUCAAGCAGUACAAUUUCCAGCAAAUCGUCUUCGCUUUUGGAAACUAAGCGUUCUUGUUUAGUUUCCUCUGCUUUAGCUUUUUGUAGAGAAUUCAGUUAGGAUGUAUGUGUUGCAUCAGAGCUAUCUGGCUAUGUUUCUUAGUAGACAGAAAGUGAAUCUUCUACGAAACUAAACUUUGUAAAGAAGUUUGGCAUUCGUGCGGCAAAUGAUCGCUUCUUGCAUCACACAAAUAUUCUGACAUAGUCCCUUCUGCCGGGCUUUAACAACCGCGGACCGAGUGGUGGUAUGCUAAACAUACGACAAAAAGAAGGUCUAUAACUACAUCCAUAUGAUUGUGUUGUUUUUAGGUACCAAGAUAUCCAUACUCAGUCAUACAUUAUGGUUUUUGCCAGUCAGCGUUGGCUUGGUGUACGCUUGGAUUGUCUCUCUGCUCUGUUGACAUAUGCUGUGGCUCUUGCUGCAGUUUUUGUGUCUCUAGAUGCUGGUAAAUUCACUAGUACAUGUAAUGAGAAACGGGACUGGUUAUUCCAUGUCUAUAUGUGAGAUUCAUUUUUUAAGAUUCCUUCCACUCUACGCAAUGUGCGAUGCAUUGGAAUAGAUAAGAUGAGAUGAGAUGAUAUAAAGCCUGUUUAGACUUAAGCGAGCCUCAUCGAAAAUGACAUAAGUUCUUGAAAUGGCAAGGAAAACUUUUCAGAGCUAAGAAAUCUGGUCGGAUUUUCCCCAAUCUUAACAAUAGGGCAAAAGACUGUUUCUUUUCCUACAUAAACAGUGCCGCUAACUCAGCUUAUUGAUCGUAUCAUAUAUAUUCUUACCUGUCUGUCUUUUAGUUUUUUUCGAUCUUGCUUAGGUUACGUAAUCAGAAGCGGGUGAAAAGCGUGCAGACAGAUUAGAUUUGUCCCUGGUAGGUGUUCGGUUUUGUUUUGAUGGAUAAUUUUCUCUUUCAUUUCUUGCAGCGUUAGUUGGACUCUCUUUGGUUUACAUAGUCCAGACCGUGAAUCUAACGCAAUUUACUGUCCGUCAGUUGACGGAGGUCGAGACUCUAAUGACAUCAGUUGAGCGAGUGAUGACCUACACAGGGAUUAAAUCUGAACCUGGGUACAAAGUGGAACGAAAUCCCCCGGAAAUCUGGCCAAAUGAGGGAAGUAUCGCAUUCAAAAACGUAAGCCUAACGUACUAUUCAGGGGGUCCUCGAAUCCUGAAGAAUAUUACACUAAACAUCAAUGGAGGAGCUAAAAUAGGAAUUGCGGGCCGGACGGGUGCAGGAAAAUCUUCUUUCGUGGCGGCGCUGAUGCGCAUGCCUGAAGCUGGUGGAGAUAUAUUGAUUGAUAAUAUCAAUAUAGGCAGUAUCAACCUCCGAGACUCUCGACGGGCAAUAACUGUUCUUAGACAAAAUCCUUCCCUUUUUAGUGGAACGGUGAGGCAAAAUCUAGAUCUGAUGGAGCAGUUUCAAGACGCAGAUUUAUGGCGAGCUUUGGAACAGGUGCAGCUGAAAAGUCUUGUAGAGAAUCUGGAGGGUCAGUUGGAUCAUGAAUUAUUGGAGCACGGUGCAAAUCUAAGUGUAGGUGAACGCCAGCUUAUUUGCUUGGCUCGCGUGCUGCUUCAAAAUAAGAAGAUCGUCAUCUUGGAUGAGCCCACUGCACACGUGGAUCCAGAAACAGAGCAAACAAUCUGGAAAGUAGUAAGGCAGAAACUGAAAAAUUCCACGGUUAUCACAGUAGCACAUCGCUUAGACACAAUUAGAGACUGUGACAAGAUUUUAGUUUUAAAAAGUGGGGAAGUACAUGUGUUUGAUAAUUUUGAUGUGCUAUUGAAUAAAAAACGAGGAAUUUUGAGCUAA